ACGAAAUUACGAAGUAACCAAAAAAAAAAUAAAAAUCAACACACGGAAUUGUAAGAAAUAAAAACUUGAUUGACAGAGUGAGUUGAAUCUUUUUAUGGUUUGAUAAAACAGAUAAAUCAUACUGAUCUGUUUUUAUAAUAAUAAUAAAAAAAAGAAGAAGAAGAAGAAGAAGAUGGAGAUCGAUAAAGCAGUGAGAGAAAGCGAAGAUGGAAGGCUGAAGAUCAAAUAUAACAACGCCAUUUACGUUAUUCAACGAGCUCUUUCCCUCUACUCUAUCGAAGAGGUUGCAUUCAGCUUUAAUGGAGGAAAGGAUUCAACUGUUUUGUUCCACCUGCUUAGGGCAGGAUAUUUUCUGCAUAAUGGGCAUUCAAAUGGGGAUCUACCUGAUGCUGAGUUUACGUUUCCAAUAAGGACAAUAUAUUUUGAAACCUCUUCUGUCUUCCCUGAAAUCAAUUCAUUCACUUAUGAAACAGCUGCUAGUUAUGGUGUGCAGUUAGAUAUCCUUCGUGAAGAUUUUAAGUCUGGUUUGGAGGCACUUUUAAAGUCGAAACCGAUCAGGGCUAUUUUUCUUGGUGUUCGAAUUGGAGAUCCCACUGCCGUUGGUCAGGAACAAUUCUCUCCUAGCUCACCUGGAUGGCCACCUUUCAUGAGAGUGAAUCCAAUCCUGGACUGGUCAUACAGGGAUGUAUGGGCUUUUCUGUUGGCGUGCAAGGUUCAAUACUGUGGUCUCUAUGAUCAAGGUUACACAUCAAUUGGAAGUAUUAAUGACACCGUUCCAAAUGCACUACUAUCUAUCAAUGAUUCUCCAAUUGGCGAAAAAAGGUUCAAGCCCGCAUAUAUGCUUUCUGAUGGUAGAUCGGAAAGAGCAGGCAGAGCAAGAAAAAUAUCUACUGCUGCUACCUGCAAUGGCCAGAAAUGUUUGUUACCACAUCAGAGCAAUGCCCUCACAGCCUCCAUUGUAGCUGUGGGUGAUGAAAUUCUUUCUGGAAUAGUUGAGGAUAAAUUGGGACCUUUAUUGUGUAAAAAGCUUCAUUCAUUAGGUUGGGUGGUUUCACAAGUUGCUACUGUGCAGAAUGAGUUAGAUUCUGUAGCUGAAGAAGUUAUAAGGUGGAAGUCUAAGAGUGACUUGGUGUUCAUAUAUGGAGGGGUUGGCCCGUUACAUUCAGAUGUUACUUCUGGAGGGGUUGCGAAAGCAUUUGGUGUUCGUUUGGCUCCAGAUGAAGAAUACGAAGAAUAUCUCAGCCACCUGUUUGGUGAUAAGUGCACUGGCGAACGGAACAAGAUGGCCCAACUGCCUGAAGGCAUUACAGAAUUGUUGCAACAUGAAAAGCUUCCAGUACCAUUGAUCAAGUGUCAUAAUGUGAUCGUUCUUACUGCAACAAAUGUUGAUGAGCUGGACCAGCAAUGGGAUGCUUUGGUUGAUUUAAGGUCUACUAAUCUCCUAGCAUCAACGGGACCAUUUUAUUCAAAGCAUUUGACGACCUCCCUCUCCGAUUUAGAAGUUGCUCAGCCUUUAUCCAAGAUUUCUUUCGAAUUUCCAGAUAUCUACACUGGGUGCUAUCGUAAAUCCAGAGCUGGGCCUCUCGUUAUAACCCUUGAAGGGAAGGAUCAAGAAACAGUAGAAGCAGCCAUAGAAUCGCUUUCCAAGAAGUUAUCAUCUGGUGUGAAACAAGUUUCUGUUUAAGGGCUCAUUUCAUCAUAAAUGGCUUAAUGAUUGAACACUUUAAUUCAUGUGUCGAGACUCGAGAUGAUGAAGUGAUGCCGUAAGCCAGCAUUUUGUCUUGAGAGUUGUGACGACACGAAGAAGCUAACAAUUAGAUAUAUGGUUGGGGAGAGACCAACUGACUUUUGUUAUCAGGAUGUAUAUAUAGACAAAUGUAUAGCAUCACUGAAUGGCAGUUGGUUAUUGGAGGGGUUGUACUUCACAUUCUGUUUUUUUUGGAUAACUUUGACUAGAGUUGCCAAUCAACGGUUGCAUAUUCAUAUUUAUCUAUAUACUAUACCCGGGGCUUAAAUAUCA
This is a messenger RNA of Erigeron canadensis, 2020 nucleotides long. Its product is annotated as FAD synthase-like. Gene Ontology annotation, biological process: FAD biosynthetic process. The coding region runs from base 173 to 1684 and encodes 503 amino acids. Gene Ontology annotation, molecular function: FMN adenylyltransferase activity. The transcript has 16 exons. The record is from RefSeq and is a predicted model, not a curated record. NCBI's taxonomy places the organism in Eukaryota, Viridiplantae, Streptophyta, Magnoliopsida, Asterales, Asteraceae.